AUGGCUGACGCCGACGCAAAGGCAAAGGCUGAGAAGCUGGCUGCGGCCAGGAAGAAGGUGGAGGAGAUGAAGAAGAAGAAGGCGAAGAAAGCCGGAGGAACUUCUAAGAAAGAAAAGGAAGAGGCAGCAGCGACCGAACCCAGCGCUUCCAAGCCAGAUGAGCCCGAACCCGAGACCGAACCGACCACGCCGGCAGACCCCGCGAACGAAGACGAAAAGAAAGAGGAGCCAGAGUCGACGGAGGCCGUGACAGAGCAGCCUGCAUCCCCCACCGCAUCUCAGCCAUCGCUGGCCCAACAAUCAAAGCUCAGAUCAGCCUCCUUUAGGAAAGGCUCAGUAUCUACUGGUCCACUGUCGCCGGGCGCCCAAAACCCUGAGGGUGAAACUGCGACUGACAUCUAUCGAAAGCAUGUCGCUCGUAUAGAAGAGCUAGAGAAGGAGAACAAGCGUCUUGCGAAGGAGGCCACGGAUUCAGAAAAGAGAUGGAAGAAGGUCGAGGAGGAGCUGGCAGACCUCCGCGAGGCAGAAGGCGAGAGCAAGGGCUCAGACGGACAAGUCGAGAAGCUGAAAUCCGAGAUUGAAGCUCUCCAGCGCCAAAACUCACAGCUGCAGCAACAAGCCUCACGCUCCGGUGGUCGCCACGGCUCAUCGCCAUCUGUCUCCCUGUCAUCGCCGCCGGCUGAGCUCGAGGCGCAGCUAGCUUCAAAGACAUCAACCAUCGAGACGAUGGAAAUUGAGAUCUCCAAGUUGCGCGCCCAGGUCGACCGUCAGGCUAGCGGUACCUCUUCUGAACGCGAGCAGAUCGCUGCGCUGGAAGAGAAGCUUGCGCGCUCAGAGAAGGCCGCCAGCCAAGCCCAGCGCGAGCUCACUGACCUGCGCAAGAACCUCGAUCGCACCGCCGAGAAGGCUGUCCGUGAGGGCAGCGAGCGUACGAGUGCCGAGACGAAGCUCCGCAGUCUUGAACACGAGCUCGCAGAUGCCAUUGCCGCCCGCCUCGAUGCCGAGAAAAAGGCCGACGGCUUCGAGAAAAAGGUCACGACCCUGACGACGUUGCACAAGGAGCAGGACUCGCGGACUCAGACCCUGCGCAAGGAGAAGGAACGCGCGGAGAAGGAGGUGAGCGAGCUCAAGGCCCGUGUUGAGAGCCUCGAAAGCGAAAACACCAGGCUACGAAGCCGCAAGUCAGCAGAGGGCGGUGGCGGCCUGGAUGAUGAUGGUGUUGACGAGCUCGAAAACGAAGAGCGUCUCCGUCUUGAGAAGAAGGUGCGCGAUCUCGAGAGCGAGGUUCACGAGCUCCGCCGCGGUGUCUGGCAGGAGAAGCGCCGAGAGAUCGGUGGCCCUACGAGUCCUGGCUUUGAGAAUGUGGAUCUCAACAACAGUCGUGGAACAUCACCGUCCGCGCACAGGAAGCACCCAACUCACGGGGGCAUUGGAGAUUUUUUCCAGAGCGGCAUCAACGCGCUUACGGGCACGGGAGACGACGAGUUCUUGGACGACGACGACGUGGACUUUGACGAGGACGCAUUCCGUCGCGCGCAGGAGGAUGAUGCCAAGGCCCGCCUCGAGCGUAUCAAGGAGAUUAAGCGUACUCUCAAGAACUGGGAGGGCUGGAGACUGGAUCUUGUCGAGACCCGACGGGGUGGUUCUGAGGGUAUCGGCGAGGUAUUUGAAGUUUAA
Molecule: messenger RNA, 1677 nt
Organism: Colletotrichum truncatum
Lineage: Eukaryota; Fungi; Ascomycota; Sordariomycetes; Glomerellales; Glomerellaceae
Source: RefSeq, a predicted model, not a curated record